AUGUUUUUACAAACCUACAUCAUCAGUAUCAUAACUUUCUUCGGCUUCCAGUCGAGCUUCCCAUUGCUCCGUGCACCAUAUGAAGCGGAGUCACCUCAAAUCCCAAUUGCGCCAGGCACUCUAUCGUUUGUGCCUCCAGGCGCUGCUGAGGAUGAGAGUGCCCAUGGUCCCUUCAAAUGCCAUUAUCCUGCUAUGGCAGCCGAGUACACCUACGAUCCCUCGCCUAACAACCGAGGUGUUUGGCUGAAACAUCGGACCGAUGCUUCUAAGGAUUUUACUAUACACACGGACUAUGAAGUUAGGGCUCCUACUGGAAUCGAACGCAAAUACUUCCUCACCGUGGGCGAGGAUACGAAGCGUCCUGCGAAUUGGGAUGGCAUCGACUUUCCAUAUGCCAAGCUGUUUGACAAGUCUUUCCCUGGCCCUUGGAUACAGGCGUGCUGGGGGGACGUAGUGAACAUCACCGUCAAGAACACCCUCUUCAAGAACGGGACUGCGAUUCACAUGCAUGGCAUUCGCCAGUUCGGGUCCACCCUCAUGGACGGCGUCCCUGGAAUCACUCAAUGCCCCAUUGCACCCGGGGACACCUUCAGCUACGUGUUCAACACGACUCAAUAUGGAUCCACCUGGUACCACAGCCAUUACAGUUUGCAGUACUCUGAUGGCCUGCUGGGUCCGAUGACGAUCCACGGUCCCACAUCCGCCAACUUCGACAGCGCCCUGGACCCGAUCCUCAUCUCUGACCACAACCACCGCAGUGCGUUCAUGGACUACUACCAGGAGCAGUUUGCGAAUCCUGUCGCAAAUCCGCCCCGCGUGCCUCCUAAACAGACUAGUAUUCUGAUCAAUGGACAGGGUAAUUAUGCCGGAUCAUUCCCCAAGAAUCGAUAUCAUAGGAAGGUGAAGCCCGGAAAAAGAUACAUUCUACGCCUGAUCAACGCGUCCACGGAUAGCACGUUUAUUUUCAGCAUCGAUGGUCACAACAUGACGGUCAUCGGCAGUGACUUGGUCCCAGUCGAACCGUAUAGAACAAAUCACAUCUAUAUUGGAAUUGGCCAGCGCUACCACGUCGUCCUCGAAACCCUAAGCAAGAAACAGAUUUCUAGAUCCAAACAGGGCUAUUGGAUCCGCACCGAGCCCGCAGAGGGAUGCCACAACUUCGAGACCUUCCCGGACGACAGACAGGGCAUCCUUUGGUACGGGGAUGACAACGAAGAUGAACCUCCGGUACCGACCACGACAGCCUGGCCGUACAAUUCCACUUGCAGUGACAUGCUCGACCUGGUCCCCAUCGCCUCCGUCACGAUCGACACCUGGUUCCUGCCCGCGGAGGGCAACGACGCCGCCGCAACGGUCAACGUGUGGCAGUUCCUGAACGACACCGUCUUCGUCAACUACACCGAGCCCACCGUCAACCACCUCAACCCGCCCUACGACCCUAAUGCCGUUAUCUACUUGGCUGAGGAACCACCAGUGGGUUCUCCACAAACAUCCACCUGGAACUAUAUGAUCUUGAUCGGGGGGAAUUUGGAUAAUCCCACCCCGGUGUCGGGGGGCCGCUUGGUACCUGUUGCUCAUCCGAUCCACCUCCACGGCCACGACUUCGCCAUCCUCCAAUACUCUGAGUUUCCCUACGACGGCCCCGGGUCCCUCGACCUCUCCCUGGACAAUCCCCGCCGCCGCGACGCCGUCCUCCUCCCCAGCAACGGGUUCAUCGUCAUCGCCUUCAAGACCGACAACCCGGGCGUCUGGACCCUGCACUGCCACAUCGCGUGGCACGCGUCCGGGGGCCUCGCACUGCAGGACCUAGAGCUGAAGGAGGUGCUGGCUGCGCAGAUCGCGCAGGUCCCGACGACCUUCGCGAAGCAGCAGCUAGAUCGGACAUGCGACAACUGGGAGCGGUGGUAUGCGAAUCCGGCGAAUCAUUGGAAUCCAAAUGGGCGGUUUCAGGAUGAUUCGGGGAUUUGA
Messenger RNA from Aspergillus uvarum CBS 121591, 1968 nucleotides. RefSeq names its product multicopper oxidase. The record is from RefSeq and is a predicted model, not a curated record. Gene Ontology annotation, molecular function: copper ion binding; oxidoreductase activity. NCBI's taxonomy places the organism in Eukaryota, Fungi, Ascomycota, Eurotiomycetes, Eurotiales, Aspergillaceae. The transcript has 8 exons. The coding region runs from base 1 to 1968 and encodes 655 amino acids.